Molecule: messenger RNA, 1941 nt
Organism: Abrus precatorius (Indian licorice)
Lineage: Eukaryota; Viridiplantae; Streptophyta; Magnoliopsida; Fabales; Fabaceae
Product: protein REDUCED WALL ACETYLATION 4-like
Exons: 17
Coding region: 231-1874 (547 amino acids)
Biological process (GO): xylan biosynthetic process; xyloglucan metabolic process; plant-type secondary cell wall biogenesis
Cellular component (GO): Golgi apparatus
Molecular function (GO): acetyltransferase activity
Source: RefSeq, a predicted model, not a curated record
AAACCCAUUCAUUCACUCAUUCUUCAUCUGUCUCAUUUCAAAGCGGAAAAAGCUUCUUCCAAGUUCCUAAGUCUUCAACCACUUGAGAGAGAGACAUCCCCUCCGACAUUUUCUCUAUUCUUCAAGCAAACUCUUCGUUUCAGAUCUCUUUCUCUCUAGGGUUUCUCUCUCUGCUAUUUAUGAUCACUCUCUGACACGCUUCCCUCCCCAAAUCAGAUUGGAGCGGUUUUAUGGGAUCGGAGAUGGUUGUUUCGGGGCCAAUUACGCCGGGGCAGGUGUCUUUCUUGCUGGGAAUUAUUCCAGUUUUUGUUUCAUGGAUAUAUUCAGAGUACUUAGAGUACAAGAAAACCUCAUCUCCUCCCAAAGUUCAUUCAGAUACUAGUCUUGACGAGUUGGGGAAGGAUGCAAUCAAGGAAGAUGAUAGGGCCAUUUUGCUGGAAUCAGGACUUACCAGAUCAGCAUCGGCAAAAUUCCAUUCGUCAUCUGUCAAAUUGAAUUUGAUUCGGUUUUUGACCAUGGAUGACUCUUUCUUGCUGGAAAAUCGGGCAAUAUUGAGGGCAUUGUCUGAAUUUGGGCUGAUUCUGUUUUAUUUCUACAUAUGUGAUCGGACCAACAUACUUGGAGAUUCCACCAAGAAUUAUAGUCGGGAUCUUUUCCUCUUCCUCUUCCUUCUUCUGAUUAUAGUUUCAGCCAUGACUUCUUUGAAGAAACACAAUGACUCAUCAACAUUUUCUGGAAAAAGCAUACUUUACCUUAAUCGGCAUCAAACAGAGGAAUGGAAAGGAUGGAUGCAGGUCCUCUUUUUAAUGUAUCAUUAUUUUGCUGCAACGGAGAUAUACAAUGCAAUACGUGUUUUUAUUGCUGCAUAUGUUUGGAUGACUGGAUUUGGCAACUUUUCCUAUUAUUAUGUCAGAAAAGAUUUUAGCCUUGCACGUUUUGCUCAGAUGAUGUGGCGGCUUAAUUUUUUUGUGGCCUUUUGUUGUAUUGUGCUUAACAAUGACUAUAUGCUCUAUUAUAUAUGUCCAAUGCACACACUUUUCACUUUGAUGGUAUAUGGAGCAUUGGGUAUAUACAACAAGUAUAAUGAAAAUAGCUCUGUGAUAGCUGCAAAAAUUCUGGCUUGCUUUCUGGUGGUGAUCUUGAUUUGGGAAAUCCCUGGAUUCUUUGAUAUAUUUUGGAGCCCAUUUGCUUUCUUUUUGGGUUAUACCGACCCUGCAAAGCCUGAUCUCCCUCGAAUGCAUGAGUGGCAUUUCAGAUCUGGGCUUGAUCGCUACAUCUGGAUAAUUGGAAUGAUUUAUGCCUACUUUCAUCCAAAUGUUGAGAAAUGGAUGGAAAAAUUGGAAGAGUGUGAAACCAGGAGGAGAGUAACAAUCAAAACCAGCAUUGUUUCAAUUUCCGUAUUUGUUGGUUACUUGUGGUAUGAAUACAUAUACAAGCUGGACAAGGUCUCAUACAACAAACUCCACCCCUACACCUCGUGGAUUCCAAUUACUGUAUACAUUUGCUUGAGGAAUUGCAGUCAGCGGCUUCGAAAUUACUCUUUGACCCUCUUUGCGUGGCUUGGCAAGAUUACUUUGGAGACGUACAUUUCACAGUUUCAUAUUUGGUUAAGGUCUAACAUGCCAAAUGGACAGCCCAAGUGGCUUCUUUCUCUUAUCCCAGAGUUUCCUAUGCUUAAUUUCAUGCUUACAACUGCUAUAUACGUCUUGGUAUCUCAUCGACUUUUUGAUCUAACAAAUACACUAAAGACAGUGUUCAUACCUACAAAAGACAAUCGACGGCUGCUGCAUAAUUUUAUUACUGGGAUUUCCAUUUCCAUUUCUUUGUAUUGCAUCUCACUUAUUCUGCUUCAGAUUCCCCAUUCAAUGGCUUGAAAUUCAAGACACCAAAGAAAGUUUACAUACCUUUGGAUUGGCUGUGGUGAAAGGAAACUAGGUGGAU